CACGUGAUGUGAUAGAAGACGCGAAACUUUUAGGGGUUUUGUUUAAGAAAUCGUUUGGAAUGGCCAAAUAGUAUCCGAAAAUAUUUAAUCCGUCGUCAAAUCCUUGAUGUCCUGCAUGUGGCACAUGUGCGAGGUCCUUUAUUCUAUGUAAAUACGAACAAUAAAUAUUCUCAUGAAUGAAGUUCAAUAACAUGGAAGAGAUUGUUUCUUCUAUCAAAGAUGGAAAAGAUGACUCCCCAGUUAAAGAUAAGCUUUUCGACCCGUCUAUUGAUAUGCUAGUUAAUGAUUUCGACGACGAGAGAACCUUAGAAGAGGAAGAAGCACUUGCGGCAGGCGAAUCUGACGACCCGAACGCCGAAUUGUCCAGCCUUCAAAAGGAGAGUAACAUGCCUUUAGAAGAACUGUUAGCAAUGUACGGUUACCACGGUGAAAACCAAGAGAACGAAAGUCCUGUUGAGGACGUAGACAACUCUGAGGCUGUAAACGAGGAGGAAAGUGAACCGGAACCGCCAGAGCAACCUUCAAAGCUCAGGGCAUUGUACGAAAACUUAGAACCUGAAAACGACCAGGAUGCGUCGAGAUUAUUGCGUUCUGUGUCGAGAGUUAGUGAAGAGGAGGAGGAAGAUUACGAUUACAGUCCUGAUGAGGACGAGUGGAGAAAGGUUAAUAAGACCAUCAUGGUCGGCAGCGACUACCAGGCUCAAAUCCCCGAAGGCCUGUGCCACUACGACGACGCGUUGCCAUACGAGAACGAGGACAAACUGCUGUGGGACCCGUACAUAACGCCGGAAGGUCUAGUGGAAGACUACCUCAAAAAAGCCUUAAUAUCGACCAAACCCGCCAUACCGAUGGGCACGCAGCUGCGCGACGACGAGCAGGCGCUUUAUUUAUUGCAGCAGUGCGGCCACAGCGACGAGGAGGCGUUGCGCAGGCUCAGAAUGAAUCUGACUCCGCCUUCGGAGGUGACGCUGUGGUCCGAGGAGGAGUGUAGGAACUUCGAGUCGGGCGUGCGCAGUUUCGGCAAGAAUUUCCAUCUUAUCCAACAAAAUAAGGUGCGGACAAGAUCGGUGGGGGAACUGGUCCAGUUCUAUUACUUGUGGAAGAAGUCUGAGAGACACGACAUAUUCGCCAACAAAACCCGCCUCGAAAAGAAAAAGUACACGUUGCACCCCGGACUGACGGACUUCAUGGACCGUUUCCUGGAGGACCAGGACGGCAGGGACAGGAGCUCGUCGCCGAACGUGCAGUGCAACAACAGCCAGGAGAAAAAACCCACCGAGAACCACGGCCAAAGCAAAUCGCCGGAUGUAUAGUAUUUGGCCAACAGAUAGUAUUUAAGAUAUUAUAAGUCGUCCCCUUGAAAGUAACUCAACCUGGAAUGUUACUUUCCAGGGACGACUUAUAAUUGUUCAUUCACAGUUUCAUUUACAAUAUUCGUUACGGUUAAGUAUUCUUAUUUUUUUACCUGUAUAUUUGACACAGUACAAACUUGUAUAUUAUUAUUGAUUUACGAUGAUAAGUGCGGUGCUUGGAGGACUGUCGUUUAGCAACUGAUGACUUUUUAUCACUGACGAUGUGAUCCUGUCAAAGCAUCGCUUUUAAAUUGGAAGGCCUUUAAUAGACACUCUGAAACAAAUUGUAUUUUCUACAAUUUUUCAUCGUAUUUAACAGUUGUUGUAUUUAUUAUUUCCACAGUCAUUUGUUGACAUAUUUUGUAAAGUUUAAUAUUUAUUUUGUUGUACAACAAUCACACUUUUGUUUAGAAACACGCUUAAUUUUAAUUUUAAGUUUCUAAAGCUUUCGUUUACUUAAAUAACUUGAGAAUCACGAAAUUUGUUACACCUCGCAAUGUAAUGAAAGAUUUUCUGUAAAUGACCUAACACAAUCUAAUUAAAACAACCAAAAACUGUAAUAGUUAAAUAAUUUUAGUACAAACAGUGUUGAUGUGUGAAACAACAGUAGUCGGUUAUUUUGACACAUGUGCGGGAUAAAACGUGUUCUUGGACUAAAAACGCGUGAAGCUGAUUUAGCAUGUAAAUAUUUUGAAAAUUGUCCAUUAGAUUAGCGUACGAGUAUUUAAUAAGUGUAUGAUUUAAUUGUACAAACGUUGUAAUUUUUGUCCGGAAAUGAUGUAACUAGUAUAACAGGUGAUAUUACAUAUAAUUCGAGUGGUUUCUGUAACUCAAUCGCAAAAAUUAGUGCCUAUACCAUAUACAAAUAAGAUCUCAGCGUCGUACAUUUGUUCUAGUCACAUUUUUACAUCCGUCAAUUGGAACAACUUUUACAUGGGUUCUGUCUAAUGAUGUUUUUAUAUUUUGAUCGAACGUACAUAUAAUUUUGUUUGGAUUUACUUGUGAACAAUAGUUUUAGUGGUCACAGCAUAAUUUUAUAUUGUGAUACAGCUGCGGAAUAGUUUUAGACAGUUUAAGUUUGAAUUGAUUGACUUUCGGAAACCUCUGAACAGAUAUAUUUUUGUUUGUACAAAAUUGUAAAUACAGAAUGACUUUGACAGUAAUGUAGGUGUGUCGUAUGGAUUAAUUAUGUAUAUACGUACAGAAAUAUCAAAAAAAAAGAGAAAUGUGUACAGUGCAUCUUUUUACACUGUGCAUAUUUUUCAUUAUGGAGUGCAAACAAAUAAAGCAAAUAAGAUAGGCAAUCUAAAUUGUAUUUUUAUACUAUGCUUUUAAUUAUAUUUAUAUAUUAGACUUAGAUUUUGUUUAUAAAUUUAUUUAUUGUUAGAAUAUGUAACUAUAUAUUAUAUACAUACAAAAAACUACCAAUUAAAUGUCAAAGUUUUAUAAUUUAAAAAUGAUUCGCUGUACAGAGUUUUAUAUUUGUGCUACGUUUUUUGUACAGUUUAAGCACAAUAACUCAGUCACUUAAAGCUUUAAAUUAUGUACGUCGUGGUGGGUUUUGUCAUUACUAUUUUUAAGUUAUAAAAAUUUUGAUGUCGCAUAACAGUAUCGGUUAGUUUUUUUUUAAAUAUACAUUUUUUAUUAAA
Messenger RNA from Aethina tumida (small hive beetle), 3001 nucleotides. RefSeq names its product mesoderm induction early response protein 1. NCBI's taxonomy places the organism in Eukaryota, Metazoa, Arthropoda, Insecta, Coleoptera, Nitidulidae. Gene Ontology annotation, biological process: negative regulation of transcription by RNA polymerase II. Gene Ontology annotation, molecular function: histone deacetylase binding; transcription corepressor activity. The coding region runs from base 177 to 1313 and encodes 378 amino acids. The record is from RefSeq and is a predicted model, not a curated record. The transcript is spliced from 6 exons. Gene Ontology annotation, cellular component: nucleoplasm.